Molecule: messenger RNA, 555 nt
Organism: Staurois parvus
Lineage: Eukaryota; Metazoa; Chordata; Amphibia; Anura; Ranidae
Source: the annotation of a GenBank genome assembly
GGGCCCCCAGGCGGGGCGACAGGCAUCGGGCCCCCAGGCGGGGCGACAGGCAUCGGGCCCCCAGGCGGGGCGGCAGGCGCCGGACCCCCAGGCGGAACUACAGGCCUCGGGCCCUCAGGCGGAGCGGCGGGCGCCGGACCCCCGGGUGGAGCGACAGGUCUCGUGCCCUCAGGCGGAGCGGCGGGCGCCGGACCCCCAGGUGGAGCGACAGGUCUCGGGCCCUCAGGCGGAGCGGCGGGCGCCGGACCCCCAGGCGGAGCGACAGGUCUCGGGCCCCCAGGCGGAGCAGCGGGCACCGAGUCACCAGGCACGACAGUGGGCUCCGAGUCAACUGGCAUGACCGCUGGCACUAGGUCAGACAUUGGAUCGUCUGGCUGGACAGCGGGCAUCGGGUCACCAGGCAUCAGGUCAUUUGGCUCGACAGCGGGCACCGUGUCAUCUGGCAAGGCAGUGGGCUCCGAGUCAACUGGUAUGACCGCGGGCACUGGGUCAGACAUUGGAUCGUCUGACUGGACAGCGGGCAUCGGGUCACCAGGCAUCAAGUCAUUUGGCUUG